Messenger RNA from Sphaerodactylus townsendi, 4548 nucleotides. RefSeq names its product M-phase phosphoprotein 9 (gene MPHOSPH9). Gene Ontology annotation, cellular component: centriole. The transcript is spliced from 24 exons. Lineage: Eukaryota; Metazoa; Chordata; Lepidosauria; Squamata; Sphaerodactylidae. The record is from RefSeq and is a predicted model, not a curated record. Bases 249 to 3866 code for a protein of 1205 amino acids.
CAAUUGGCAGCAGGGGUGAAGCCGCCUGGCGAGCGUUUGCCUGUGCCAGAAACCCUUCGAAUCUCAACCGCCAACCUGGUGGGGGAGGGGGGAGAAAGAUGGAGCGCGAGUCUGUUGACGCUUCCUCAGCCGCCUGAAGCGAAGACAGCGGAGAGGGCUGAAGAGACUCCUGCUGGGAACACCCUCCCGCCUCACCUGGGCCCGCCAGCCGAAAUGCAGGAUAACAACAUUUUCCGUGAGCAUGAGAUAUGGAAAAUUUGUGUUUGGUGAAAACUGAGCAAGACACGUCUUCUGCAGAUACCAGUAUCAGAAAUGCUCACAACUCUUUUGGCUGUGAUUUGAGUAAUAACAGAAGUGGUUCCUUGCCAAGCCCAAAUGGCAUCUCCAGUUUCUCGGGGAAAGACAGCCCUGCCGUAAUACCUGGCGAGGUUGAUCUGCUGACCUCUUUUGUGCGAGACACUCAAAGGAGUGGUGACUGUGAAAUAUUGAAGAGCUGUGAGGCAAGGUGGUUACAUUUCUUCAGACUGGUAGAAAAGCAAUGCCAAGAACAGAUUGUUGCCCAGCAGAAACACUUUUACCAGCAAAUACAUCACAUCCAGAAUGACAUCAGGCAGUUGGUGAAACUGCAGAGCCAGAACGCCUGUUCAUGUGCACAGCAAAGCUCUUUAGCCAAGCGUGGAAACGCUUCUUUUUUGCUAAAAAAUCCGAUGGGGUUGCAGUCUGAAAACUUUGAAGAAAAUGAGCUCUCCGUCCAUCAACUUAAUGCUAACGAAGCUGAGAACCAACUGGAAGCUUCCGCUUCAUCCGGGCAGCACGGGUUUCUCACGAACAGUGUUUCGAUGAGCAGUGGGUAUGGCACCUGUUCCGCCACAGAACUGAGUCCUGUCAAGGCUAAAGACAUCCGGGGGUGCAUGGAAAAUACAGGGGGGGUCACCAAUGGACAGGAUAGUGUAGCGUCAACACAGAAGGUGUCAGUCACAGCCAUUGCUCAAUGUAAAAAGGAGUUCACAUAUACAACUAUAGAACAUGGUUUACCACCAAAGGAUAACGUUGGUUUUCCUGCUGAAUCUGAGCUUGAGAUUAGUGAAGGUCAGUGCGGAAGAGCAGGCUGUAAAUCUUUCACAUCAUGGGCUCAAAGGCUUAAACAAACCCAGCUGAAAAGAAUAAAUGUGGAGGAAGAAGAAGAAGAGGUGCACUCUGUGGAUGGGAAAGAGCAAACAAAGACUCUAACAUUUGAGAAUGUGAGUGCUGCUCCAUCAUCUUUUUACCUCAGUCAACCAAAUGGAAGUCAGAAUUCAUUGGUGUCCGAUGUUUCAGGACUGACGUACUGGAAACUAGAUGAAAAGGAGAUGUACCUCUCUUUGCCUGAGAACUUCAGGAAUGAAUUUAAUAUAUUUCCAGCAACGGUAUCCUCAGAGCAGUCUUCUUCUGCCGAUGAAGUGAAUCCCUCCUCCUUAAAGGAAAUUUAUCACAAGAAACAAAGGGAAAGCAAGCAGCUUGCAGACUGGAACCUUUCGCCCUCGCAGUCCACUCACCCUCCCGAGAUCCUGACGCUAGACCCAACGCUGCACAUGAAGCCAGGCCAGCAGAAUCCAGCACUUCCCCCCCACGGCUUUUACGGGACCCCUGAGGAGUCUCCUCUCUCCCCAGACUCCAUGGCAGAUCCAGCUUUUUCCAUUCACUCCAACCCAGAUUCAUUUUCGCACAUGAGUGCUGUCACGUCACCUCAACCCACCAGCUCUCCAAAAUAUGCUUCUAGUGCAAUUGCUUUGCAGGCGGACACCUGGAACAGCCGCCCUUUCCGGAACAAAGUGGAGGACACUGGCGGUUCUUAUCCAGCUAUGUUUUCUCACCUAAGUCUUCAGAUUUCAAACCCCGAGGAUGAAGACAAUUUAACUCUAACAUCAUCUUCAUCUGCACAGUCCCAGUUUCCCUCUGCUGACAAUAGUUUAGCAGAUUACAGUGUUUCACUGACAUGCGCAGAAGACCCCGUGAUGCUGUCCAAAACUAUGGGCAUCCAACAGAGUGCAAGGGAGUCUGAUGUGCUUUUAAUUUCAACAAACAGGAUCAGGCAGAAUUUGAGGGAAAAACAUGCCCGUCACAUCGCUGACCUGCGAGCUUAUUACGAUUCAGAAAUCCAAAGCUUAAAGCAGCAGCUGGAGACAAGCCAUAAACUUCCUUCUGAAGACCUGAAGAAAAUUAAUCAAAGUCUUGCUGACAGAUGUGAUCUAUUACAGGCAACACUGAACGACACUAAUAAUCGUAUGCGAGCCCUUGAAAAUAAGAAUAACGCUUUGGAGAUGGAAGUGACAGACUGGAGGGAGCGCUUCUCCAUUGUCAGCAGCACAACCAAGGCCUUGCAGGAGCAGGUUGAAGAGGUGCACGCCGGCAGCAAAGAGAAAGACAACACCAUUAGCCGUCUGAAGAGGAGGCUCAAGGACCUGGAAGAAGCAUUUGAAAAAGCCCACAAGCUCUCCGAUAACAAAGAGGCCAGGCUCAAGGCGGAAAACAAACUGUUUCAAAAUCUUUUAGGAGAAUACGAGUCUCUUGGGAAAGAACAUGAAAUGGUUAAGGACACGUUAAAUAUAACUGAGAAUAAACUGAUUGAUGCACAUGCUCAGAUCUCUGAUUUGAAAAGAACAGUCUCAAAACUGGAAGCUCAGAUCAAGCAGGUGGAACAUGAGAACCUGCAAAAAUUUCGACACCUUGUAGACAGUCAUUUGAAGACAGCUUCUGCCAGCAAACGCACAAACUCUGAUGUCAGCAGAAGGAAAUGGCUGAUACCUGGCGCAGAAUAUUCCAUUUUCACGGGCCAGCCUUUAAUAGGUGACGAGAGUCCCAAAGAUAACAGGCUAGAAGAUGCAUAUACUGCUUACAGGCACAAUUCUCCUCCAGAAAAGGACUUCUCUUCUGAUCCCUCACUUACCUAUGAAACAGAAAAAGAAGAAAGGGAAAUGCCAGAAGCACCCAUAUUAAAAGCUGUUAAAGAACUUGAAGAAAGGAAGGCAUCGAAAAAUUGGGGCACUCAGGCAGAAAAGGAGGGGGCGGCUCCCACCGGCAAAUCAACCAGCCGACGCCUGACCGUUGGAUUUGAUGAAGCCUCACUCACUGCCAGUCGGUCCCCGGAGAAAGGCAAAGACCAACACAGGCACAAAAGAUACAGCUCACCUUGUAGCCAAAGGUCCUCAUCUCUCCCCCCUUCCAGUAGGAAGUCAAAUGCUCCAAACACUCCAACCAGGAGAGAGAUAAUGCUGGCUCCAGUUGCUGUGACAUACAGCCCAAAACGGUCUCCAAAAGAGAACCUGUCUCCAGGAUUUAGUCACUUGCUCAGCAAAACUGAGAACACCGUGACAAGGUUUGAUGUCCUCCUGGAUGAGCUGGAAAAUGCUCCACCUGCAUCGCAAUACAGCAGCCCGCGGAAGAGGCUUCAGUUUCUUUCCGUCGGUGACACAGAAGGAACUCAGCAUCACAGCCCAGGCAAAGAUGGCCAUGCGAUGUAUUCCCCUUAUGCUGAUUCUUUGCACGCCGGAGCUGAGAGAGGCGCAUGGGGAGAAGACAGCACUGCGCAUGCGAGUGAGGCACUCCUGCCUUCAACAGCACCAGCUUAUGGGGCAGAUUUCAAAUAUGUUUCAAGGAUCAAGACGCUGGCAGAAACGGAAAAACUCUUUGACGAGCUCACACACGAAAAGCAACAGAUUGAGGCCCAGUUAAGCCGGAUACCUGGUACAGGAGGGAGAACGACUCUGCAAGCAAGGUUAAAUCAGGAAGCCUUGGAAGAUCGCCUGGAAAGAAUCACUAGAGAACUGGGAUCCAUCCGCAUGAUCUUAAAGAGAUUCCAUGUUUUGCGUACCUCUGCAAAUACCUGAGAUGUCUCUAUUUAAAUUCCACAUGUUCUUUCGUUUGCACUAAAGUCUAGUAAUUAUGCACUCUGGAAAUGCAACCCGUUUUGUAUUUUUGUAAAAAACAACAACCCAACCCUCCAACCGUUAUGCAAUCAUGUUCCCCUUUACACACAGCAAUAUUUUGUAUUGAACCACAUAUAUUUUAAAACCUAUUUUUCUUACACCUGAAGGAAUCAAACUGUCAAUCCUGUAUUUUGCUACUUUUGAAGACGUGUUAAUAGGUUUUUUCCCCCUGAAAAUGAGGGACAUGAAUUCUUUGUAAGAACUGAAAAACAGAGGCAGCUUGUUUUCAAAGGAUCAUCAUGUCGAAAUUGUUUUUGGCAGUGCCCUCUGCUCAUCAUUUUUAUAGAGCAACAACCUGUAUUGUAAAGUAAGGUACGAUGAAGUAUUGUGUUUUUUAUUUCCACUGAAUGUGACACACAGCUUCUUGUUGUGACGUGAGCUCCAGUGUGAGAUUCAUAUUUUGUAUCUCGUUUCACACACUUGUUUCCGUUUCAGUAUUUUCUAGAGGAAAGCUAUUUUAAAUAUUGUAUUCACAAAAUGAAGCAAAUGACAUUAUUCCCUCUUCUUUUUUAAAAAAGUGUUUUUAUUUUGCAUGUUUGCUGCAGGAGCAUUUCAUUAAAACAUCAUUGACAAAAGUGAAAAA